Molecule: messenger RNA, 2721 nt
Organism: Salarias fasciatus (jewelled blenny)
Lineage: Eukaryota; Metazoa; Chordata; Actinopteri; Blenniiformes; Blenniidae
Exons: 2
Coding region: 1341-2120 (259 amino acids)
Molecular function (GO): methyltransferase activity; 2-oxoglutarate-dependent dioxygenase activity
Source: RefSeq, a predicted model, not a curated record
GGGAAAUCACCAUGUACUGGUCUCACCAGUGGAUGGGUUACCCAGUUAAUUAAACACAGGGCUCAAUAACACCAGGGAAGCCGGGACUUGUAUUGGUGGUUUACUGAACUUCAGUGUGAAACUGUGACAAACAUAAAAGCACAUAUACAUGAGGUGAGUAUACGCUAUAUACAGUGGCGUAUUUAGCACUGGGCCCUCAUGCAGAAUUCUUACAUGUGCCCCCAAUGCCAGAAAUUAUACAUUUUUCAGUCAAAGAAAAAUACUCUCAGAUGAAGGUAAAAAAAAAAAAAAAAAUGCCAAUAAAAGUCAAAUAUCUGUCAGUCAUUACAAAAUGCUCUUGUGUGGAAAAAAAAGAGAAGAAAAAAGAAAAGACGAUGAGCAUUACAGCUCAGUUUCCUAACACAAUGUGGUGACGGCACACCAGAACAACAGAUUAAAAGCUCUUUAUCAUUUAAAUACACAACAGCUCUGCCUGUCUCUGCUUAUCUUACAGCUGCACCUUCCUGGCUUUUAUCUCUGCAAAUUUGUUUGUCAGGGUCCGGGCGGCAUGAGGCUGAGCCAGUGUCUGCCAGUGACAAUCUUGGUCUCUUGAGUACAGGAACUACUUGUGUUACACCACUGUUGAAAUAUAAGAAAUAAAAAAUUACAACCAAAUUACGGUUUCAUUUAGGUCCACCCUCGUAUUCUUACAGACAUUCCGUCUUAACAAACCAUGAAGGUGGACAGAGAAAGGAAAAAAACACAAAAAAACAUUUCCUCCACAGCAUAACUGUGUAUAUACUGCAUUCAAGUCAGGUGACACGGUGGCACUUAGAUCAGCAAGAGUCGAUCUGAAUCGUGCCAUCAGGGUAGCAAAGCGCACCCGCAGCCAGAAGAUCCAGGGCUUCUUCCAUGACCUGAGUAACACCAGACAGCUGUGGCAGGGCAUCAGGACUGUCACUGACUACAAAACAACAUCUCCCCCUCUACAAGGGGCAUCGGCUUCCUCAAUGAGCUCAAUAACUUCUUCGGAAGGUUUGAAGCCCUCAACCACACCCCUGCGAGGAAAGCCAUCCCCCUCUCCAAUGAGCAGGCACUGAGACUUGAAUUCCAGGCUGUUUUGAUAACCCUGGGGAAAGUGAAAGUGCGAAAAGCGGCAGGCCCUGAUAACAUCCCUGGACGAGUGGUCAGGGGAAUGUGCUGAUCAGCUGGCCCGGGUACUCACUGACAUCUUCAACACCUCACUGGACCAGGCUGUUGUCCCCCCAUGUUUCAAGUCUUCCACCAUCAACCCAGUGCCAAAGAAACCUGCUGUCUUCUGUCUGAACGACUUUCGCCCCGUUGCACUCACUUCCAUCUUCAUGAAGUGCUUCGAAAGGGUGAUUAAGGACUUCAUCAUUUCUAAACUCCCUCCAUCAUUUGACCUGUUCCAGUUUGCAUACCGGCCUAACCGCUCCACAGAGGAUGCCAUCUCCUCUGCCCUCCACGUCAGCCUGGAGCAACUGGAGAAGAGAAACACUCAUGUGCGAAUGCUAUUCCUGGACUUCAGUUCAGCAUUCUACACCAUCAUCCCCCAGCGUCUGGUUCACAAACUGGCUCCCCUGGACUUUAGAACCCCCCUGUGUAACCAGCUGCUGGACUUCCUCACCAACAGAACCCAGUCUGUACGGGUGGGCAGCAACAUCUUCAAUGUCAUCUCCUUGAGCACUGGCUCCCCACAGGACUGCGUCCUGAGCUCCCUGCUGUUCACCCUGAUGCCUCAUGACUGUCGUCCCAAAUUCAGCACCAACCAUAUCCUGAAGUAUGCGGACGACAGGGAGGAGGUGAGACACCUGGAGGACUGGUGCGAGGUGAACAACCUGUUUCUGAACAUCAGCAAAACAAAGGAGAUCAUUGUUGACUUCAGGAGAUCUCGGCCCAGCCACACACCACUACUCAUCAACAACACAGCAGUGGAAGUUGUCGAGAACAUCAAGUUCCUGGGGGUGCACAUCACAGACAACCUCAGCUGGUCUCUUCACAUUACAUCUCAGGCCAGGAAAGCACAGCAACGCCUGCGCUUCCUGUGCCGACUAAGAGAGCCUCCCUCCCCUCUCCCAUCCUCUCCACUUUCUACAGAGGGACCAUUGAGAGCCUGCUGACCAGCGGCAUCUCUGUCUGGUCCGGGAGCUGAAGGCUGCAGACUGGAAAUCUCUGCAGAGAGUGGUGAGGACGGCAGAGAAGAUCAUCGGCUCACCACUCCCCUCCAUUCAGGACAUUUCACACAGACGCUGCUUAGCCAGAGCGCAUCGGAUCUCCUCGGAAUCCUCCCACCCUCACCAUGGACUGUUCUCCCUGCUGGCGUACGGCAGAAGACAACCAGAUUUAUCAAUAGCUUCUUCCCCCUGGCCAUCAGACUGGACACUGUUGGUGCAACAUUCAUGUAAUAGCCUAUUUGUGCCACUCAUAUCACCGCUUCCCUGGGCUCUGUGCAAUAUUUCAUUGUUUUUAGUUAAAGACUGAUCUUUCUCAUUUAACAGAGCAAUAUUGUUUACUUUUUGUAAAAAUUUCAUUAACUAGUCAUAGAUAAUUUUUAACUGGUAGUGUUAAUCAAUCAUGUGCAUAUCCCUGUCUUCAUACCUGUUUUCGACUCUAUUUAUUUUUUGAUACUAAAGCAUUCUCUAUUUUUAUUUAUCUAGUGUUGUUAAAAACUGAGGAAGCCAAAUGCAACAAAAUGUCAUUCCUCAGUGCACUGCUGUGUAG